AUGGAGAGAGACCACGACGCCGCACACCAAGACGGCCCUCGACUGCCAUCGAGCUCUUCUCCUCGUCGAGAGUGGUCGCGGCGGUUCCCCGCGCAUACAUCCAUGCCAGAGUCAUCGUGCGAUUCGAACCCGAUCUGUGGCUCUACCUGGCGGCAGUAUGAGUCAUUUCCAGAAAUCGAAUCAAUGUUUGAUGAAGAGUUUACGACAUCGCGCGAGACACAAGUUGACCACCAGCUCGUCGCUACCCAAGAUGGCAUGGGUUCGGGUUCUGAUCCUAAUGCUACACAGCCGUCAGUAGGGCCCUCGCAGCCCGUUCUCGUCAGAGCUUUCACGAGCGAUGAGAACCGAGUGUCGAAGAGCAAGUCAUCGAUCGUGUCUCCGCGUCGAUUGUUUCCAUUCUUCCGGUCCCAGAGCUCGCCUUCUUCUGCUCCUCCUCCGCCACCGAAUCCGCCGUUCCCGUCGGACAAGGACUUCAGUAUUGACAGUAUCCUGCUGGCGAUCGACCGUGAGAUCGGUGACACGCUAGACUCCAUUGCCGAGAUAUGCGGUCGAAGCAAGCUCAGCCUUGCCAAUGAGUAUGGCAGUCACAUUGCUCCUCUGGGCGAGAUCCGUGCCUCGUCAGUAGGGGGCUUGAGACCGGUCGAUGAAGCCAGCUCCAAUGACGAACAACGUGCGGCCGAUGGGAGUGCUAUCGGACUGGAAGGAGACUCUCACAUUAGCGAAUCCCGGGAAAGACACCCACUCACGUUUUUCCACUACCUCGAAAAUGGUCGGUAUGCUGGAGCGGCCUUGGAAUCAAACGGAAGCUCGCCAGCGUUCCCGGCAGCACACCCUGCCAACCUGCCCGAGCAUUCACUUUUGGCUGCAAGACCGGUGGAGCUGACUCUUCCGGCAAUUCUUGAAUAUCCUGCAAGCGUGGGUACUUCUAGCCGAAGCCUUCUGGGUCAUCAUGAUCUCUCUGGACACCCUGGACUGUCGCAACAAGACAUGUCCACUCCAGCUGUUGUCUCGGAAGUUUACCUCGACGCACAAGACAAUGAGCGGUGCCGAGAUGGUGGAAGCAAAGUAUCACCCAGUGCAUGUCAUUUCGAUAGUGCACCGAUUUCUGACAGCUGGACGACAACGGGCGUGAUUCGGUCUUUGCUUGGAUGGCUGAAAUCGACGGGCGGAGGCGCUGAGCCCAAUGCCCGAUCUGACCUGAAGUCCGCCGAGGACUACUUGCGAGACAUGCUGAGGCAAGCCACCCAAGAGCGCACCUCCAUGCCGGCUGCGUCCUCUGAUUUUCAGGGUCGACCUUGA
Penicillium oxalicum is the source of this 1299-nucleotide messenger RNA. RefSeq lists its product as uncharacterized. The record is from RefSeq and is a predicted model, not a curated record. The transcript has a single exon. NCBI's taxonomy places the organism in Eukaryota, Fungi, Ascomycota, Eurotiomycetes, Eurotiales, Aspergillaceae. Bases 1 to 1299 code for a protein of 432 amino acids.